This is a messenger RNA of Sceloporus undulatus (fence lizard), 2346 nucleotides long. RefSeq names its product zinc finger SWIM-type containing 9 (gene ZSWIM9). The transcript is spliced from 6 exons. The coding region runs from base 275 to 2245 and encodes 656 amino acids. Gene Ontology annotation, molecular function: zinc ion binding. The record is from RefSeq and is a predicted model, not a curated record. NCBI's taxonomy places the organism in Eukaryota, Metazoa, Chordata, Lepidosauria, Squamata, Phrynosomatidae.
GACUCAGCGAAGGGGAGAGGAGGAGCCCAGGGUUCCUUUGCAGCGCGCAGGCCUGGCUGCAGUCUAGAACCCGGACAGGCAAAGAUCCAAAGCAGCUGGAGGGGAAGGAAGGGGAGCACCCUGCCAGAUCACUGUUACUUUGAAGAGUGGCAAAGCUUCACGAAAAAUACAUUUCUUUCAGCAGUGCAAUUGGCAGUGGAAUUGAGCUGUGUUGAUUGAGCUGCAUUUGAAUGGAAAUAUUUUUGCAAUCGAUCUGCUUUAGUUCACCCAAAUAAUGCCUCGCAGAAAAUCAAACCUAGGUCGUCGUACUCGUGGAGCGGAAGCAGUGCGACGAGUAAUUGUAAAUCAAACUGAGGAAGAACGGGCAGCAGCGAACGAGCGAAACAGACAAAGAAUGGCUCAAAUACGUGCCGAGGAACCAGCAGAGCGACGUGCGGCCAGACUUCAGGAUGCACGGUUGCGAGCACGGCGAUUGCGUUCUGCAGCUUCAGAUCUGCGUCGUUCUCAACAGAAUGAACACAACAGGUUGAGAGUGGGUGAAAGACAUCAACAAGAAACAGCAGUGAAAAAAUUAAUGGGCAACGUCGUUGAAGCAACAGUCUUGACAGGACCUUUCAAAGGUGCAAUGGGGGACUUGUGUCUGGGCCAGGAGUUCCACACUUGGCACCAGUUCAGCCUGUUUUUUGAUGACUGGUGUGAAAAGCACAAGGUACUCUUCAUCAUUGCCAGCCUGAAGCCGCUCAUCUCUCUGCGCCAGAACCCACCACCUUAUCAGCCCAGCUUGGCUGAGACACUCCGCUUCCGUUUCGUGCGUCUCAUCUGCAAACACAGCGGGACCUAUGUUGGGCAAAGCACAGUGCAACGGAACCGCAACAGUGAGAAGAUUGACUGCCCAGCUUCCAUCACUCUACGCUUAGGCCCCAAGAAGGACUGCUUGGUGGUGACUGAGGCCAACCUAGAGCACAACCACUUCUUGUCUGAGCUGGAGUUCUCCCACCACUUCAAGCGGCACCAGCUGAGGGCCAGCCUGGGGCUGCCCAUCCGCAUUACCAACAGCAUAUCGAAGCGUUUCCUGGCACCUGACCUUGUCUGGAACCUGGAGGAUUAUAGCAAAGCCAAAGACAAGGGCAUGUGUGAGCUCCUGGCUGUUCUAGAUGGUCUCUUCAAGACCGACAUGAGUGCUAAGGUCAAAAUGGUGUUCCAGGAGGACGUGGCUGUCCUCAAUAGCAUCUUCCUGGCCACCUCACACAUGCACAAACUAGUGCAGCGCUUCCCGGCUCGUCUUUUUCUGGAACGUGCUGCAUGUCUCAAUGCAGACUUUGAGCUUUAUACAAUAUUGUGUCAAGAUGCCAAUGGACGUGGUCGGGAGGUGGCUUAUUGCCUGGCACGCCAGGGGCUGCCUGACCUUCUUAUAUUUAUGGUGGCGUCCUUGGUACAGAGUGUCCCGGGCAUAAAAUUGAGUGUGAAGGUGGUCACGGUCGGGGCUGGUUUGACUGGGCUGGAUGCAGUAGAGGAGGUGUUGCCUUGUGCCCGGGUACAGAUCUGUCGCCUUCAGGUCUUGGAGGCCCUCUACAGCAAGGCCUCUGAACUGGCAGUGCCAAAGGAAGACCAGAUCCGUAACUUGCUGCUCAACCUGGCAAAUGCUGACUCUCCUUGCGUCUACAGCCAGUACCUGAGUGACUUGGAAGAUGUGGCUCCAGACCCCUUUUUGCAGUACUUCCUAGAGCGCUGGCACCCCCACAAGGGCAUGUGGGUAGAGUGUUGGGCCUUUGAGAAGAACAGAGAAUGCUCCUUCCUGGACCACUUUAGUGCCCAUCGCCAUAAGCUUCUGACAGUGCUCAGCCCCCCUGUGGCACUGGCUGCCUCUCUCAAAGGCCUGCUGGAUCUCCAGGCCCUACAUGUGGAGGCAUCAACACUCAAUGUGGCACCUGUGGCAGAGCUGUACCACACUGUCUGCCGGUCUGACAGCACUGACCUGGUUGUUGAGGAACUGGACCUGGUGCCCCACGCUCACUACAAGCUGAUAGAGUCGUCUGAGGGAUACCUCUUGGAAGGCCACACCUGCUCUUUUCUGGUGAGCCAUGACCUGGCUACUUGCAGCUGCUCCAUUUACAUGGCUCACCAGCUUCCUUGCAGACACAUCUUUGCCAUACGCCUUUGGGUUGGAAGGUCUCUCUUCGACCCCAGCCUGCUGCCUGGCGUGCCACAAACACUUCAAAAAACCACAAGCCAGGAGAAAUGCUAGCGGGCAACCACAUUGGAUCAAGCCCCAAACGUUUCAGAGCUUGAAAAAAGAAUUGUUUGAAUACAAUUGAUUCCCCAGCAAUAAUACAUGUUGCGAGCUAU